This is a messenger RNA of Daldinia loculata, 2009 nucleotides long. RefSeq names its product FMN-dependent dehydrogenase-domain-containing protein. Lineage: Eukaryota; Fungi; Ascomycota; Sordariomycetes; Xylariales; Hypoxylaceae. The record is from RefSeq and is a predicted model, not a curated record. Bases 336 to 1871 code for a protein of 511 amino acids. The transcript has 4 exons. Gene Ontology annotation, molecular function: oxidoreductase activity.
ACUAAACCCCAAAUAACUACCCAGCCCAGCAUAAUUAUACCACCAGAGCAAGAAUGGAUAUCGUGGGGUACCCCAGACCCGGUCGUUUCGGGAAGACAUGUGGGGAAGUUGGCGGUGCUAGCAUAGCUUCUCCACGCCUCGGUUAUCAUUCCGCCGACUAGGGAAGAGCAUUAAAUAAGGAGGACUAGGUGACUUGCAUAUAAGCGGAGAAACAAGACAAAGCCAAACUUGGAGAAGAACCCGAAUCCGAAUAGGUCCCCGCAACACCCUAAUAUAUCCUAUAUCCCCCUAUUUAUAUAUCCCCCUAUUUGAACCCCAGGGAGUAGGCACAGGAAAUGGGUGGUGGACAAAUCCAGACUGGGAAGGCAAUGCGGUCAGUAAGCGUGGAGGAGAUAUCACGGCAUCACUCGCUGGAGGAUCUCUGGGUUGUCAUUGAUGAUGUAGUCUACGAUCUCAGCGAAUUUGCGUUAGAACAUCCCGGUGGUGUCGCAGUACUCUUGGACCACGCCGGACAAGACGCAACCACCGCUUACUCCGAGGUCCAUUCACCAUCGUUGAUCAAGACCUCGUUGCCAGCAUCAUCUCGCAUUGGUGUCCUGGAUCAAGCUACUAUUACUGAGCAAUGGGCUAAACCACCACCACGGGCCCGCGGCCCACCACAAAAGACACCAGAGAAGCCACCUCUGGAUAGCAUAAUUAACGCUAGGGAUUUCGAGGUCGCAGCUGAGGCUAGCUUCACCCCUAAAGCAUGGGCUUUUGUGUCGUCGGCCGCAACAGACUGUCUGACGAAAGAGCGCAAUGCAUCAACGUAUAGGGAUAUAGUACUGCGACCACGGGUACUGAGGAAUGUUAGAGAUGUCGAUAUAAGUACGACUAUUCUAGGAAAUCGCGUUACUGCUCCUAUAUUCUGCGCCCCAACGUCUAUGGGCCGUAUCUUCCACCCACAAGGAGAGCGCGAACUAGGUCGGGGAUGUCAGCGCUUAGGUAUUCCGCAGUGCGUAUCGACGAGUUGCUCAUUCCCGUUACCCGAGGUUAUGGAUGCGGUUGAGGAGGAAUCUCUAUCUCAGGGAGUAGAGACCAAUGGAUCCGUUCCAGUCUUCUUCCAACUAUAUGUUGAUAAAGACCGCCGGAAAUCAGAAGCUUUAUUACGCAUGGUACGCGAGCGCGGUGUUAAGGGUAUCUUUCUGACGGUUGACGCACCGGUUAUUGGAAAAAGAGAGGCAGAUGAGCGAGUUAAAUCAGAUGAGAACUUACGAGCUCCGAUGUCUGGCGCGCAGGCUAGGAAUGAUGCCAAAGGAGGGGCAUUAGGAAGACUGAUGGGUGGCUUCAUAGAUGCAUCACUUACGUGGGACGAUGUGUCGUGGGUGCGGCAGCACGCUCCUGGCCUACCAAUCGCACUGAAAGGGAUCCAGACAGCGGCGGAUGCAGUGAAGGCUAUGGAAGCAGGUGUUGAUGCUAUAUAUAUCUCUAACCAUGGUGGGCGGAGCUUAGACACAUCGCCUGCUACGAUACUAGUGCUGCUUGAGAUUCAGAAGUGUUGCCCGCAGGUCUUUGAUAAGAUGGAAGUAUAUGUCGACGGUGGCAUAACCAGGGGUACGGAUAUCUUCAAGGCUUUGUGUCUAGGUGCGAAGGCUGUUGGGAUUGGGCGGGGGUUCCUAUUCUCGCUGAAUUAUGGGAAGGGGGGUAUCGAGAAGUUCGUUAGUAUUCUUGUCGAUGAACUGGUGACGACUAUGCAGAUGUGCGGCAUCACUAGUCUCGACCAAGUUCAUCCUGGGUUACUACAUACAGGGGCUGUUGACCACCUUGUUCCUGGGUCUGAAGAGCAUCCGUAUGCCAGGUGGAAGCCAAAGUUACGAAGGAGCAAACUAUAAAAUAGAAAUCAAUAUUAUAUAUGACUUACGUACCUCAUGUACCUUAUUUGGGUCGGUAUCUGUAUACUAAAGAAACACAUAACACACAUAGAAAAAUCUAACAAGGUUGUCACCCAGAUACCUGUAACUAUGCUUACU